AUGCCUCUACAGCUGCUCCCCGCGUCGGCAGCAGCUUUUGCUCCUCGGUCGAAUCCCACCAUUGUGCUAGGCUCCCGUGUCGAAGUAUGGCUCACGCAAACACUCAAACGCAUCAGUCUUGUCAAGCGUCCCCUCAAUAACGUGCCCCAGCACGAUCGCUUCCUGACAGAGACCUUGGGUGCUCCAUCUGCCAUCUGGCUUCUAUCGUCGCUCAUGCUACCCAAUGCUCCACACUCGAAACUGCGCAAAGAUUCGGACCCGCUUCGAGAAGCCAUCGCAAACUACACCCUGACUCCUGUCCAAGCAUACGUCGUCCAUGUCGACAUGGUUUCCCAGCAUGAGGUCGCUUUCAAGCUGACCCAGGAUACCAUCGACACUCUGAUAGACUACCACAAUGACAUAUACUCGGUCGACAUCGCAGCCAGUACAUAUGCCUGGCCAGAGAAGGACGACCAGAUCAAGAAGAUGCAAGAAGCAUUCGUCCAAGCCGUCAACCGCUUUGUCUACCGUACAGCUGUCCGCGCUCUAGAGGGCCUCGAAGAGGGAGGUGCUGGUGAGCUGCUAGAAGGCCGCAGCAACGACGUCAAGGCCGCUAUCAUGAACCUGUUCCUGCCUCUUCUUCCUCCUCCUCCGCAAAUCGUCGACUUGAUUGCCCCGGCUCCUAUCAUGCCAAACGCCUGUUUCAUGCCUGGUCAGUGGUGGCAGCCUGCUCAAGCUUACGCUCUGGUGCCCAAUCCGGUAGACCCGUGGCAGAUCUUGCCCUCGAAUCCUGGGACAAGUGCUGCCAGCGCUCCGCCACAGUAUUGGUCGUCCCUCGACAUGGAUCCUGUUCAGCUUCCUUCUCCGACACCAUCAUACAGCCAGUCCCCUGUCAGCAUCUCCGAGCCGCCCUUCUAUUCCUCGGCUCAAAUCGAUAGUGGCAUAUCUGCCAUUUCUAUGCCCAUGAUGCUGCCGAGCACCCUGCCAUCGUGUGGCACAAGCAUGGCAAGUACUGGCUUCGAUGGUCUAGGCUGGAGUUUCAAUGCCUUCGCUCCACAGUAUGCUACUAUCUAG
This is a messenger RNA of Aureobasidium namibiae CBS 147.97, 1053 nucleotides long. RefSeq lists its product as uncharacterized. The transcript has a single exon. The coding region runs from base 1 to 1053 and encodes 350 amino acids. NCBI's taxonomy places the organism in Eukaryota, Fungi, Ascomycota, Dothideomycetes, Dothideales, Saccotheciaceae. The record is from RefSeq and is a predicted model, not a curated record.